Molecule: messenger RNA, 2037 nt
Organism: Fomitopsis serialis
Lineage: Eukaryota; Fungi; Basidiomycota; Agaricomycetes; Polyporales; Fomitopsidaceae
Product: acetyl-coenzyme a synthetase
Exons: 9
Coding region: 1-2037 (678 amino acids)
Cellular component (GO): cytosol
Molecular function (GO): AMP binding; acetyl-CoA synthetase activity
Source: RefSeq, a predicted model, not a curated record
AUGUCCGAAGUGCCCCACGAACCCGUCCCGCUGCACCCCAUUGCACCCCGUGUCAGGAUGGGCACAAAACGCCGCACGUUGGGCCUCACAUUCACGCGUAUAGGUGAGUUGGGCUCCCUUGCGCAGUGCUCGCGCUCUCACCAGAUUCUCAGGUCACUGCACUCGCAGACGCUCGGUCAUGAGAGCGACAAGUGGUGGGCUAAGAUGGCCAGGGAGACAAUCCACUGGGACAGGCCCUUCCAUACCGUCCGGGCGGGAGGUUUCGAGACGGGCGACAUCGUCUGGUUCCCAGAAGGUGGCCUGAAUGCGUCAUACAACUGCGUAGACAGGUGGGCGUUCAAGCACCCAAACAAGACCGCCAUCAUCUACGAAGCGGACGAGCCAAAUGAGGGCUGCGAGAUCACAUACGCAGAGCUGCUCCGCGAGGUCUGCGGGAUCGCGAAUGUGCUCAAGUCGCUCGGUGUCAAGAAGGGCGACACCGUGUCCAUCUAUCUGCCCAUGACAUGGCACGCCGUGGCGGCGUUCCUCGCGUGCGCGCGCAUUGGCGCGGUGCACUCAGUUGUCUUCGCGGGUUUCAGUGCGGAGUCGCUGCGAGAUCGUAUGCAGGACUGCAAGUCGCGCGUGCUUAUCACGAGCGACGAGGGGCGCCGCGGCGGCAAGACGAUCGCGACCAAGGUCAUCGCGGACGCGGCGGUCAAGGAAUGCCCCGUCGUGGAGCAUGUGCUCGUGCUCAAGCGCACAGGGAACGAGGUCCCGUGGACGCCAGGCAGGGACCGCUGGUGGCACGAGGAGCUCACUAAGGUGCCGAGCUACUGCCCGCCCGAGGUCAUGGCUGCAGAAGACCCGUUGUUCAUUCUAUACACCUCCGGAUCGACCGGGCGACCGAAGGGCGUCGUGCACACUACCGCAGGUUACCUCCUCGGUGCUGCGUUGACGGUGAAGUAUGUGUUCGAUGUGCACCCGGACGACCGCUUCGCAUGUAUGGCCGACGUGGGCUGGAUCACGGGCCACACGUACAUCGUCUACGGGCCGCUCAUGAACGGUGUGACAACGAUGGUGUUCGAGUCGACGCCAGUAUACCCUACGCCGUCGCGUUACUGGCAGGCUGUUGACAAGCACAAGAUCACACAGUUCUACUCCGCGCCCACUGCGAUUCGCCUCCUCCGCCGCCUUGGUGACCACCACGUCAAGGACCACGAUCUGAGCUCGCUCCGUGUGCUCGGUAGUGUCGGCGAACCGAUCAACCCCGAGGCGUGGCACUGGUACAACGACCAUGUCGGCCGCCGCCAGUGUGCUAUCGUUGACACGUUCUGGCAGACGGAGACGGGCAGCAUCGUCGUGACGCCGUUCCCCGGCGCGAUCGAGACGAAGCCCGGUUCGGCGACCGUGCCCUUCUUCGGCAUCGAGACUGCGAUCCUCGAUCCCACGACUGGGAAGGAGCUCGAAGGCCCGGACGUCGAGGGCGUGCUCGUCCUCAAGACUCCAUGGCCGUCGAUCGCGCGCACGGUCUACCAGGACCAUAAGCGGUAUCUCGAGACUUACAUGAAGCCGUACCCUGGCGUGUUCUACACGGGCGAUGGCGCCGCGCGGGACGAGCACGGAUACAUCUGGAUCAAGGGCCGUGUAGACGAUGUCAUCAACGUGUCUGGUCAUCGUCUAUCGACGGCGGAGAUUGAGUCUGCGCUCAUCACCCAUGCUGGCGUGGCUGAGACCGCUGUAGUCGGUACCGCCGACGAGCUGACUGGUCAGGCUGUGUACGCGUUCGUGACCCUGAAGCCGGAGUUCAAGUUCGACGGGACGGAGGAGGCUGCGCUGAUCAAGGAGCUCACGCUCCAGGUGCGCAAGGUGAUCGGCCCCUUUGCAGCACCGAAGAAGAUAUUCCUCGUCUCAGACCUGCCGAAGACGCGCUCGGGCAAGAUCAUGCGCCGGAUUAUGCGCAAGAUCGUCGCGGGCGAGGCUGACCAGCUCGGCGACCUCAGCACCCUUGCGGACCCUAGCGUCGUGGAGCUCAUCAAGACCAAGGUCGCCUCGUCGUAA